CCGCCAGCAGCAGCUUUCGGUCGCCGGCGACCAUCUCACGCCGUCAUCGUGUCAUUCUGUUAUGUUCCCGCCAUCAGAGGUACCGACCGUGCUCACUCUCCACGAACGGAAGCGGCAGUGCCGUCUCCGUCGACCAACCGGUUGUGAUCCACGAGACCCGCACGUUACCCGCCGUCGCCUUCUCUGAGUCGGCUGUUUCGCAACUCAAUUUGGCUAUCACUGCUCUGCUUGAAGAUCCUCCGAGCACCAGUUCCGGCAUUAUCCGCCUCGAGGUGCCGAUAAUGGAGAAGGCCGCAGCCAUUGACUGGUUACUUGCCCAACAUUUUCUACCUCGAUGCUACUUUUCUAGUCGAGGAGAGAGGAGGGUGCAUUCUACUGACUUUUCGGGAAACGAACAUGACAGAUACAAUGGCAUUGAUGAGAAAUGUCUGGUUAGUGUUGCAGGUGUAGGCUCGACCAUUUCCUUUUGGGGAUAUAAUCCUUUCAGUUUGGAAGAUUGGAAGUGCAUUAAAAGGUUUCUCAAUAAUGACUGCCCACUCGUUCGUGCUUAUGGUGCCAUUCGGUUUGAUGCGAAGAGGAAUAUUUCUACUGAGUGGAAGGAGUUUGGCUCAUUUUACUUCAUUAUUCCACAGGUUGAAUUUGAUGAGUUUGAAGAUGGUUCUAUGCUCGCUGCUACCAUUGCCUGGGAUGAUUCCCUUCUUUUGACUUGGGAAGGAGCAAUACAUGAGCUUCAAGCCACAAUGAAAAAGUUAGUACGAUUUGAUAAACUAGAUCAGCCAAUCCUCCGAACUAGUAUUGUUGGGUGCAGUCAUAUUCCUAAUAAAGCAUCCUGGAAUGAUUCUGUUACUAAAGCUCUGGAGAUGAUAAAUAGAAGAAAUUCAGGCCUAGUAAAGGUUGUAUUGGCACGCUGUAGCAGAUACGUUACUGACACUGUCAUUGAUCCUGUGGCAUUAUUGGCUUCUCUACGGAUUGAUGGCCAACAUUCAUACCAGUUCUGCAUCCAGCCUCCUAAUUCUCCAGCAUUUAUUGGAAAUACUCCAGAACAAUUGUUUCACCGAAAAUUCCUAAAUAUAUCAAGUGAAGCUUUGGCUGGGACGCGAGCCAGGGGUGUAACAGAAAUUGAAGAUUUCCAAAUUGGGCAGGAUUUACUUUACAGUCCCAAGGAGGAUUUUGAAUUUGCCGUAGUGCGGGAGAGCAUUAGACGAAAACUGGAGACCAUCUGCGAUGAAGUAGUUGCUGACCCGAUUAAACGACUACGAAGACUUCCCAGAGUACAGCAUAUAUGUACUGAAUUAUUUGGCAAGUUAAGGAGGGAAUAUGAUGAGUUUGAAAUCCUAGAUUCCUUGCACCCAAGUCCUGCAGUUUGUGGAAUGCCAUCAGAAGAGGCUCGUCAUUUUAUAGAAGAAGAUGAGAAGUUUGAUCGUGGAAUGUAUGCUGGGCCCGUUGGCUGGUUUGGAGGAAGUGAAACUGAGUUUGCAGUUGGCAUCAGAUCAGCUCUUGUUGGACAGGACUUGAACACAUUAGUUUAUGCUGGUGCUGGGAUAGUAAGAGGAACCAUUCCGUCAUUAGAAUGGGAAGAAGUUGAUUUAAAGAUAUCCCAGUUCACGAAAGCAUUGAACCUUCCUGAGCUCCAAGCAUAUGUUUGAGAGAAACCAAAAAUGCAGGCUCUGUGGCAAGAGGUGAUUAGUGAUUUCUAUUUAGUCUAUCGUAAUUUACGCGUAAACAUUUCCAAAAUUGUCCCAUUUAUUUCCUGGGAAUGACAUGAAUAUUGUGCUUUCAUUAAGUUUUUUAAUGCUUUUAUUUGCAUUAAAUGUAA
Molecule: messenger RNA, 1816 nt
Organism: Phalaenopsis equestris
Lineage: Eukaryota; Viridiplantae; Streptophyta; Magnoliopsida; Asparagales; Orchidaceae
Product: isochorismate synthase, chloroplastic-like
Biological process (GO): phylloquinone biosynthetic process
Cellular component (GO): plastid
Molecular function (GO): isochorismate synthase activity
Source: RefSeq, a predicted model, not a curated record